Molecule: messenger RNA, 1943 nt
Organism: Anolis carolinensis (green anole)
Lineage: Eukaryota; Metazoa; Chordata; Lepidosauria; Squamata; Anolidae
Product: veficolin-1
Exons: 8
Coding region: 62-1051 (329 amino acids)
Biological process (GO): complement activation, lectin pathway
Molecular function (GO): carbohydrate derivative binding; antigen binding; signaling receptor binding
Source: RefSeq, a predicted model, not a curated record
AUUAGGGCAUUUGAUCAGAGACCAAUCCAGGAAGGUGGCCAGGUCAGUUCUAUCAGGCAAGAUGGCUGGCCGGAUGGGCUUUCACCUGGCUGUGACCUGCUUUGCUGUCAUGUCUAUGGAGAGAGGAAGCUUUGGAGAAGAGACCGAAGCCAGCUGCUGUGCACAGCUGAAGGGCUUAUUGCAGUGUGGAACGGACAAGGUCUUUUUCCAAGGUCAGGCAGGCACCCCAGGAAUUCCCGGCAUCCCAGGAACAAAUGGGUUACCCGGGAUGAAGGGAGACCCCGGCCCCCAGGGCCCCCCAGGUGAGAGAAGCUCUGCUGGGGCACCUGGGAAAGCUGGACCCAAGGGAGAGAAAGGAGAGCAAGGAGAGGCAUGCACAAUUGCCAGCUGUCAGCAUCAAGAGACAGGAGCCAAAGACUGCAAAGAGCUUCUGGAGCGUGGUGAAACACUGAGUGGUUGGUAUACAAUCUACCCUGCCACGGGGAAAACAAUGAGUGUCUUCUGUGAUAUGGAGACUGAUGGAGGAGGCUGGCUGGUUUUCCAGAGGAGACAGGAUGGAUCAGUGGAUUUCUACCGUGACUGGAAAUCUUACAAAAAUGGGUUUGGAAACCAAGCAUCAGAAUUUUGGUUGGGAAAUGAUAACAUCCAUCUUCUCACAAAUUCAGGAACACAGCAGCUGCGGAUUGAUGUGAAGGACUUCAAUAACACUAGAACUUAUGCAACAUACAGUAGUUUCAAAAUCUCAAGCGAGAAAGAAAACUAUACACUUUCCGUGGCCUCUUAUAUGGAUGGCAAUAUGGGUGAUUCAUUUUCAGGACACAGGGGCUUUGCAUUCUCCACACGAGACAAGGACAAUGAUAUACAUGAAACAGCAAGCUGUGCUGUGAUGUUUAAAGGAGGCUGGUGGUAUAGUAAAUGCCACUCUUCCAACCUGAAUGGCCUGUACCACAGAGGGGAACACACCUCUUAUGCUGAUGGCAUCAACUGGGCUGCUGGAAAGGGACACCACUAUUCUUAUCAAUAUGUAGACAUGAAAAUUCGACCACAGUAAUUAAAAUAUAUCUCUCUUCAAACUAUUUUAUAGACAUGGUCCUUAAAUUUACUGGUAAAUUUUGUAUUUAAGUGUGGGCCUAACAAAGCAAAUGUUGAAUCCUGCCACUUGAAUUAUUGGGUGCAAAGUCUUUAACAUCCCCAUACAGUGAGAAUACAGGUGAGCGAUCUCUUCUUAACUUGUACAUGGAAUCUCUAUGCAAGACAAAGGUACAACUGAAAUUUGAUUGAAAAAGGGUGACUUGAUGGUGAUGUUAACUCAGUUGUACCUUGUGUUGGGUUUCAUUUUGUCCAGCUUGAGACGCUGCCUGCAUUGAAAACUAUUCGGGUUGGCCACUUGUUUAGAACACAUACAAACACACUUAUCAAUACUGAAGUGGUCUUGGGCACAAGAAUUAUGCCAAAUUGGUGCAACUGCUUUUUAAAAAAACAACACAAUUUCUAUUUUUCAAAAACCUCAUUCCUUCAGUUAUGGCAGGAAGAGCAAGGCUAUGAAUGUGUCUAAACCUUAAAUUAAGGAAACAUUAUGAAAGCAUACAAAGAGAAAAUUGAACUGGAAAUAAAGUUUGUAUAUAUGCACAAUUGUAUUUGAAGUCAUUUUGAUAUUAUUUUGUCAAUUUUGGAUUGGAGCCAUGGGGAAAGAUGUGUUAUGCAUCAAAUGAGAUCAGGAUGGCCUGGCAGUAAACUAUUUCUGGAUCUUUUAACUUGUUUCAAUUUGUCUUUUUAAUUCCUUAAUAGUUUAAUAUUCUGUAGUCUUUUAAAACUAUUUUUUAAUUUAAAGUGUUGAAAAAUUGUUGAAUUGUUUUUAAUGUACAUUUCUUUGAUAUUUCUAGGUAGAGGACAAGAAAUGAAAUUUAAAAUUUUAAAUUAAUAAAUGCUAUCUGAAGUAACUA